CGCUCGCUUCCAGGAAAAGCACUCUGCCCUUAAGUAUCAUGGCGGUCGGUGGCCAGGGGCACGACGUGUAACAAACGCGACUUUGUUUUGUGAAAGGCCUGACUCGCUCAGGGAUGGCGGAUGGAAAUGAUGAUCCCCCAGCAGAAGUGGAGGAGGAUAGUGAUGAGGAGGACGGAGAGGACGAGGAUGCAGGGCCCGUGGUGGACGACAGUGUCCCGGCAGAGCGCAGCGGCCAUGUAUCCGUCACUGAUGGGUCCCGGAUGUUCGUGUGGGGUGGAUACAAGAAUGCUCCCGUUAGAGGAUUUUACGAUUUCUAUUUGCCAAGAGAUGAAAUCUGGCUUUAUCACAUGGAAAAUGGAACCUGGCAGAGAAUGAAGACCAAAGGCAAUGCCCCUCCCUCUAUGUCAGGCAGCUGUGCAGUUUGUGUGGACAAUGUGCUAUACCUUUUUGGAGGACAUCACGCCCAUGGCAACACCAACAUGCUCUAUAUGUUGAACCUGAACUCCAGAGUCGAUGAUCUCUUCUGGGAGAAGGUAGACUGCAAAGGAACCCCUCCAUCCCCAAAGGACAAGCUUGGUGUGUGGGUUUAUCAGAACAAGCUGCUGUUCUUUGGUGGCUAUGGGUACUAUCGAGAAGAUGCAAUCGGGACAUUUGAGUUUGACGAAACCUCUUUUGUAAAUUCAGGACUUCCGAGAGGCUGGAAUAACCACGUACAUUCUCUGGCCCUAGGCAGUUUCACCUGGAGUCGCAUUAUAACAACGGGUAAAAGCCCCUCCCCACGAGCUGCCCAUGCCUGUGCCACCAUUGGAAACAGGGGUUAUGUUUUUGGUGGCAGAUACAGGGACUCCAGAAUGAACGAUCUAUAUUAUUUGGAUUUUGAUACCUGGGAGUGGCAUGAAGUGAUCACACAAGGCAUCACCCCAGUGGGAAGGUCAUGGCAUUCGCUAACACAAGCGUCACAACAUAGUCUGUUUCUCUUUGGGGGAUUUACUACUGAUAAACAACCUCUGAGUGACACCUGGAUGUACAGUCUAAAGACAAAUGAGUGGAUUCCCUUCCAGAGCUGUCACGCAGAUAAACCAAGGUUAUGGCAUACCGCAUGUGCUAGUAAAGAGGGUGAAAUAUUUGUCUUUGGAGGAUGCGCCAACAAUCUCCUUGCCCAUCACAAAGCGGCCCAUAGUAACGAAGUUCUAGUGUUCUCCGUGCAGCCCAGAUCUCUAGUCAGGCUGUGUCUAGAGACUGUGAUUUCCUACAAAGAGGUCCUGUCCAGCUCCCUGGAUUGUCUCCCCAAACACUUACUUCACCAUGUGCGCCAACGGGCUGCGGGUAUUAACAAUACAUGUGGCUCCUGAGGAACACAUCUGUGCACAGCUGUAUAUAGUACUACUGUUUGUGGCUUAGUAGGUCUCCUUGUUGGUUAAUGGGGACCUUGGUUUAGUGUAAAUAUGUUCAAUAAAUUUGGAAAAUUCAAA
Molecule: messenger RNA, 1472 nt
Organism: Pseudophryne corroboree (corroboree frog)
Lineage: Eukaryota; Metazoa; Chordata; Amphibia; Anura; Myobatrachidae
Gene: KLHDC2
Product: kelch domain containing 2
Exons: 13
Coding region: 114-1352 (412 amino acids)
Molecular function (GO): protein binding
Source: RefSeq, a predicted model, not a curated record